Molecule: messenger RNA, 8591 nt
Organism: Spirometra erinaceieuropaei
Lineage: Eukaryota; Metazoa; Platyhelminthes; Cestoda; Diphyllobothriidea; Diphyllobothriidae
Source: the annotation of a GenBank genome assembly
AUGCCUCUCCCACAAGCACAAUUAUUCGAAGAUGAAUUUCCCCUGGUUCGCACUUGUCCUGCCAUCAACGAAAUUCGCCUCACCGGGGAAAUUAAAGAUCUCACCAUUGAGGUAGCUGACCCUGCUCUUAUCCCUCUUUACACAGACAUUUGUGGUGUAGGUGAAGGACGGAGUCGCGCUUCACGCACACAGGAUAAUACUAGCAGCUCGCAUCCCUUCAUUUCGAGCGACCCUCAGUGGUCCUCUCAGGGAGGGAAAUUCGGUUCUAAGAUGGCCGACAGUGCCUGUGAGGUAAAUAUUCCGCGUGUUAUCGGCUUUCCUUGUUACUUAUGCAUUUUUUAGCCUAGCGACUACACUCAUUAACUAUGCGUAUACCGGUCAGGUGGAGAUUACGCAAGCAAAUGUGGAGGGCAUAGUUAUGUUUGCAAGGAUGGUCAAGCUUCCUGUGCUUGAGACUUGGGCAGUGCAAUUUAUGCUCAACAAGUAUAUAUUCCGAAUUCGUCCUGUUUACCUCUUCGUCCCUAGUGUCAAUUUGGAGAAUCUGGCAGCCACAUGGGACAUUUCCAGGUCUUUGAAUGUGGGAGUACUGACGGAAGCCUGCGUCCAACGAAUGAGGGAGGGCUUUGAGAGUUUCAUUUAUAGUGACCUAUUUGUUCGCUUGCCAGCGGAUACUGUGCUCAGUCUGCUUCAAAGCGACAGUCUGUCAGUUAAUUCUGAAGAACAAAUUCUGGCAGCCAUUUCGCGUUGGAUAUGCCCUAGCGGAGAGAUUAAUGAUGAGAAGUUGAAGUUUCACGCUCCGGCAAUGUUGAAGGAAGUUCAGUGGGACCGGACGACUGUGCACUUCCGCAAACGCCUACUGGAGCGUUAUCCAAUGUUCACGGAUAAUCCCGGAUGUGCGUGAGUAUAUGCGGUUCGAGUUUGUUAUUUUAUUAAUGGAAGUCGACUUAUACUUUCAGUUGAGCAGUGGAUAGGCGCUGCAGACAAGGACGAGCUUCCAUGUCCCUUUACUGAACACAGGAGACCAUCUCUGGCAUUCUUUCUCUUUGGAAAGGAUCGAAGUGGCGACAAGUGGUCUGUCCUCCGUUUUGACUCACACCUGCAAAAUGAAGAACGAGUUGCCGACAUGGAAAUGCGCUAUGGCGCCACGUACAGUGUCGUGGGGGUGAGUUGACUGACAUACUGUCACCUAAAUUGGCAUGCUACUGAGAACAUAGUAGACAAUUCUGGUAAUUCAGUUUGCUCAGCUUCGCACUGCUUACCUGUUAUCUGAUGUAUUUUUCAGCGAAUAACCUCCUCUAGGAUUUUUUGAGAAAUUUCAAAAAUUUCUGCUUUCCCGAAUUACAACUACUCGUGCCAGUACGCUUAAUAUCUCAUAACUGAUUGAAUCUUAGUGUUGAUAUCCGGAUCACAAUGUCUAUUCUGUAUGCAAUUUAUAUUAUGGUGAAAUGUGUACGUCGUGGUAAAAUAUCUGUGCGCAAUCAGUCUUGCCAGAGGGUAUGUGUCGGUCAGGGAUAUCAGACCAAACUGUCAACUUGUAACAUGGAUUCUACAGAUUUCGGAAACUACUGACUCUGUGUUGCAUCUGUAGGAACAGAACGCAGUGCAUGUAGUAACUCCCCCAGCAACAGUUGAUGCAUAUAAAUACUUCAGUCAAUACUUCACAUUGGUACAGGAAUCUGUUUCGUGAGAGUGGCUGACACAGUGAUAGCACAGCUGACAGACUGGGACGUAUACAUGUCUAGUCCGAGUUGCGGGAGUUGGAGGGUGAUAACUGAUUUGUGGGACUCCACACUACCGAAUAUAGCUGGUCGGUCAGUGCCUAGGGAUGAGCACGGUAAUCAAUAAUUCGUGCACGCUGACAUUCAUUGUAUUGCCUCAACAUGAUUGGACGUUUGGUACCGCUUUUGCUGGCUUACUGAGUCUUGAGAUUUUCACGCGGUUGUUUUGUGUUUUCACAUGAUAGCCACCUCAACAUCGUCCCAAAUGAAGCGUUGGCAACUUUCUAGUGACUUCGCAAAGAUGAGGACAGCGCCUGGCGCCAACCGAUGGCCAGUUGGUGUUCGCAAGUGAGAAUGUCACUGCGUCGAUGCAUGUGUGGGCAACGAACAAACAGAGACACUAAACGAAUGGAAUACGAAAGAAGUCACUCGUCAUUUGUCUUGGGAGCGAGAAUACUGCUCGCAAGUAGAAUGUUGGCUUGGGUAAGCCGACUUCAAAAAAGGCCAUGACCUAAAGGAUCGGCUGUGAGAAACCGACUCACACGUUGGACAAAGCUAAAGAGAAUCGGCCCUAGUGGAGAUAUUUUGUAGCCUAAAUCCGUUUUGUUGUGUCCAUUGUUUUCAAACAACAGCUGGCAUUACCGACUUCAGAGUUUUCUGGGACUCUGCGUUCAGAGUUCACAGACACAGCACUUCGACCGUCGCCUCUGGCGAUGCCUACCGUGUGUCCCACAACAGGAUGGGAGCAGGGACGGUGACUUGCGUAGUGGACUUGCGCUGCAUCUGCCACACGCUCCUCCUCCCCCACCUGUCAAGGCAGAGUCAAGAAGACCGGAGACGGGGGAGAGCGCAGGUGGAUGGCACGGUCCUGCCCGCAGCUCGGCGUUCCACUCCACCCCCCGCCCCUGGUUCACACCUCAAAUAACCAAGUUUUUUGACCAGCAACAGCAGAAAGAGUGGAGGCUGGCACGGCCUAAGCCGCGCCUUGGCGUGCCGCCAACGCCCGGCUCGGAUUCCACCCAUUGGGAAUGCCAUAAAGGCCACAUUAAGAAGGAGUCAUUGCAGCCUGACUCGCAGACCUCCACUCGAGGUCCAAGUUAGUCAGUCAGUUGGCAACCUUCCAAGGCACGGCUUUUAGCGCACCGUGAUAACUUCAAGCGCGUCAGACUGUUUAUAGUGAGGAGGAAAGUGCGAUGAGUCGUCUACCUCACUCCUGACCUACCUGUCCCCUCACACCUCGGCCUUGUUCGAAUUCUGGACGGACGGAUAACAAAGGCCUAUAAAUACAUAUCUUCAUUCUUCGAACGCUAACUAUUCCCUUACAACACUUUAUUUAAAAAUUGAUGUUGUCAUUUACAUUAACCUUUAAAAGUGUAUUCGUAAGAGUCAACAUAUACAGUGCUUGACUAUAAAAUAGGUACACAUUAAUAUCGCAAAUAGGCAUAUGUACGUCUACUGUCCGCUACUCUGCCCCCUUCCAAGGCCUGUCAGUGUGUGAUAUGUCAUGAUCAGCAAACCAUGGCCCUCGCGGGCUGGUGUGCGCCGGCAGUUCUCCGGUGCCUGGUUCUCUGGCUUGCGCUUCCGCUGGGUAAACAGGUCGUGUGCAUGGCUGUUUCCUGUUAUUGGUGUUGUAGGUCAAAGUAAUGGUCAAGCGUUUGUUCUGAGAUUGGUGGGAGUGGAGUGUAGCCCCCGUGGCAUUCGCCUCUGACCACCCCGGGCCUAGUCAAUUGAUAAAGUGACCGAAUUUUUAAACCAAGUCGAGAAAAUCCAAGCGAACAGACCGCGUUAGAACGGACUUCAUCAUCAAUGCGGUUGAGAGAAGAUCGAAGGCAGUGGGUGAAAAGUCAUUUAGUUCAGUCGAAACUCACACCAGUUCGAGUCUCCGCGUAAACGUUAUACAAACACCAACGUAAACAAAAGUGAAUAAAUGCGAGUCUGGAGCCAUUGUAGCCUGACUCUCAGACCUCCAAUCGAGGCCCAAGUUAUCCCGUCAGUUGGCAACCUUCCAAGUCACGGCUUUUAGCGCAUCGUGGUAGCUUCAAGCGUAUCAGAAUGUUUGUACAGAGGAAAGUGCGCUGAGUCGUCGAUCUCACUCUCCCGUCCCAUUCCCGUGCCUAAGCCACUGUCCGAGCUGGCCAGUUUACUGCAGCGGGCAAUAGGCUUGGUGGCUCUAGUUGUCUAUUGACCUUGUCUGCACGCGCCACAUACACGACCUGCGCCGCAUACACAAGCACCAGGAUUUUAUAUAACGAGAGUGGAGUGGCGUAUCUAUUACAGGCAUGGGAGUGUCGUGGAAGGAGCUGUUUCGGCCCGGCCCCCAGCUCACCAGUUUGCCACUCCCUACAACACACACACAGCUGGACGGACUGCGUGGACCGAGUUGAGCCGUCAGUCAGCAGCCUUCCAAUCCGCGACGCUUGACCUGUCGGGACGGCCUCCGGUUCGGGUUACCCGUGCAACAGGAGCCACACGGAGACCGAGUCGAGUCGCACACUUCCCACUUGCGUGAGAGGUGGCAGGUGGGUGCUUGCGGUGGGUGAUGCUGAUGUACGGUGAGAGGGUGGUGUGGGAGGAUGUGAUGCUGUGAUGCAGCUGGCGGCUGUCUACGGCAGGAUAUCGUGAAUGCGCGCGUGGCCGAAUAGGCCCAUGCGGUGCGUGAAAGUGCGAGGGCAGUGUGGACAGUGGAGAAAAGUGCGGUGGGUGUGGGCUGGUGCUCCAGGUACUGGUUGCCAGGCCUUAUGCGAUGGAUUCCCAAGUGACCGACCAGACCGACGCAUGAGGUGAAGGUGCGGUCGCAGUGAGGGCAAGUGCAGUCCAGAUCCUCAUCUCUAGUGUCGACGGGGGUGGUGUUGGUGUGUGCUGCUGUUUCAGGAUUGAGUGCAGCGUCGAUGUGCGUGGCAGAUGCCAAAACGGCAGGCUUUUAAGCAGCAGUGGAGGAUAUGGAGGUGUAGGAGGAGGAGGAGAAGAUGAAGGAGCAGGAUUGAAGUGUUGGUUCAGGAAGACGGUCGGAAAACGUUGACGGACAGAUGAAUAGGUUAAGAAAGAGACGACGGUUUGGUGCGGUCGGAGUUGUGCAUUUGAUCCGAAGGCGUUCAACAAGUCCAAUGGGCGCCCGGAAUAUCCGUUGACACCGUUGACACGUUGGAGGCGGUUGUGCGUUGACAAUGCGCGGCGGGCGCAACUGAGACUUGCAUGCUUCGCGUUUGACUUUCGCGGUGGCAAUGCGGUUGGCUUUUUAGAUCGCAGCGCCUGUCUUCACUGUCCUCCUUCAGGUCGGUCGGUCUCGGGCGAGGUCUUCCCAGUUGGCCGCAUUGAUUUGCAGACGCUUCAUGGAGGACUUCAGGGUAUCCUUGUAUCGACGAAUUUUGCCUCCUUGGUGGCGGGAACCCGUGGCGACGUCUCCGUAGAAGAGUCGUUUGGGUAGCCGCUUGUCGUUCAUGCACAUUAGGUGGCCGUUCCAACGCAGUUGCAGUUGUCUCAGCAUGGCGUAGAUGCUGAGGAUUCCCGUCCGUUGCAGUACUUUAGAGUUUGAGAUUCGGUCCUGCCACCUGAGAUUCAGUUUGCCGCAAGGACAACUGAGGUGGAGGUGGUUGAGUCGGCGUACCUGCUUAGUGUAUAUCGUCCAAACCUCUGCACCGUACAGCAGCGUCUGCAGGAUGACGGUCUUGUAGAAUUGUAUUUUCGUGUUCAGCCAAAGACCGUGACGAUUCCAAACUGUGCUUUGAAGGCGGCCGAAGGCUUGACUGGACUUCGAAAUCCGGGGGGCUACUUCGUCGUCGAUUUUCGUGCUGCGGUACAGGGUACUGCCCAGAUACGGGAAGUUGUCCACCACAUACAGUUGGGUUCUGUUCACGCUGAUCUGAGGCGCAUUGUGUGCAGGGCCUGUGUUGGGAGGUGUUUGGUGCAUGACAACCGUCUUCUCCGUGUUGAUAACCAGGCUGAAGGUCUCGCAGGCGGCAGAGAAAAGGACCAUGCUGCGUUGCAUGUCCUCUUCCGAAGUGGUGUUGAUGGUGCAGUCGUCAGUGAAGAGAAGUCCUUGAACGGUGCUGGUGGAUACGCGCGAUUGGAAGUGCCUCCACCGUUAAUUGUGGAGGUGGCCGUCCGUCAUGUGGGCGAUGCGAAUCCCGGAGCGUUCGACACGGUAGGCGUCCAUCAGCAUGGCAGAGAACAGGCGCCAGGACGCAUCCCUGCUCCACUCCGUUGGCCACUGCGAAUGCCUCUGAGACAGGUCCGUUAUUCGUGGUUCGUCCCAUAAUGCCGUAUUGGAGCUGACGGGUUCACUGACACACCGCACCUACCUAAGACCGUCGUUCACUAAUCCAAUUUCACUGACCCAGGCCUACUCUGAUCCAUUUGCUCUCGCCUCAACUGUCCACUCUGCCUACGCACAUUUAUUCACCGCAUAAGCCUACUCGGUCACAUCGGUACCUACGACAGCGGAAUUAACCGUAUUAUCGACCCACCGCGCACUAUCAUAAUGUCGUGUCACCAUCAACUCGUCGUUCACCGCGCCAAAUACAGCUACCACCACCACCACCACCACCACCACCACCACCACCACCACCACCACCACCACCACCACCGUGAAUUUUACAAGAGCGAAUAAAUGCGAGUGUACGAAAUUCUUAACAAAUUAAAUAACUAUAAAAAGUUGCCUAUAAACAAAGUAUGACUAAGAGCUGCCACAAGAAUGCGCAAGUCAACAUUCACUUUAAACUAAUUCACACACACAAACUACCGUGCCUGUUUUCAUUCUACUGUGGAGCACACGGAAAACAUCGUUGGAUGCGACGGUCGAACUAUCAUUCUCUGCCCGUCGGAGUCGUCUCUGGGAGGCUGGACUCUCGUUAGAGCGUCUUCUGUCCGACACUGAAUGUUAUGAUGUUAGGAGGCGCUCACCGAUUGUUCUUACGGAACUCAUUCACUCCGUUGUGCCUUACGGGCUCUCUCUAGAGCCCAACAAGCAGCCGCACAGCGGCGCAUGAUAUAUAGGCAGAAUGGUAUUACCGACAAAGACAAGGGAGAUGGGAAUGGCCAUUUCUGGCUUAUUAGCCGUCGUCAGCCAGUCGUAUCCAACCCCGAAGUGUGGCACACCCGAGGCUCGAACUCGCGACCUGUUUGUUAGAAGUCAACGCCUCUAAACACUGGGCCACGAGCUCGUUGCCUUGUCAGUUUUCGAUCGGGAAUAUACAAUGGUAGGAGGCGCUCACCGAAAACCGACAAGGCAACGGGCCCGUGGCCCAGUGGUUAGAGGCGUGGACUUCUAACUAACAGGUCGCGAGUUCGAGCCUCGGGUGUUCCACAAUUCGGGGUUGGGUAUGGCUGCACAUACAAUGCUCAGAUAAUAGAGAAUACAGUAAUGUACCGUACAGAGCAGAAAAAUAUACACAGGGCUAAAAUGCGUGUACGUGUGCUUACCGAUAACAAUGUUUAUUUAUGAUGACUAUGAUGAUAAUGAUGGUGGUUGUGGUGGUGGUCGUAGAAGUAAUAGUAGUAGUAGUAGUAGAAGUAGUAGUGGAACAAGCUGGGCAGGGGAGGCAUGAUGAGAGCGGGGCUGUAAGGAAGUGAGAUAUAUAUAUAUCGCUUGUCUCACACCAGCUUUGUUUAGUGAAUCCGACAUCCCUAAAGCUUUUCGACCACAUCCCGUCCACAUUUUUAUUUUUCCUUCCCGUCACCAAGGAUGAAAGCAUUUUCGUGGUUGGAGGGCAGACUACAGAGCAGAUUGGCUCCAACUGCGUUGACGAGUUCCUGGUGAAGGAAGGGCGCUGGCUCAAGCGGGUGCCCCUUGCCAUCCGACGCCGAGAUCACGCCGCCGCAGUCGUGAAGAUUAAAACCGCGGACAGGGAGGGUGGAGAGGAAGCAUUAAUUGGCGUUUUUGGUGGGUCCCACAAGGAAGGCGACACCUGGACAUCCCUUUCGUCGUGCGAAAUUUAUGACGUCAAUCAGGAUAGGUGAGCCCACCCGUGACGUUCGUAAGCAUUUACAUCUGUUAUUCACCGUUCAUGUCCCUCUCUCCUGUAUCUGGUCUUCCUCAUACUUCCCCAACAGAUGGCAUAAAUUACCUGAUCUGCGGGAGAAGAGGAACGCCCCAGCUGCUGCCUGCCUGCCUGGCGACAAUCGCGUCUUCGUUUUCGGCGGUAUGAAUAAUCCCUUCCUACGCGCUUCUGUGGAGUUCUGUCAUCUGCGAGCAGACUGGCGGCAUGUGGAGGCGAGUUCAGUCGGCACCGAUGACUUUUGGCUACCGGCUGCACCCAUGCGAAAUGCGCGUGCAUUUCUGGCAGCGGCGCCCUUCAGAGGAAGAAUCAUUGCCGCCGGUGGACAGAAGAAUGGAAAAGCUGUCAACAUUGUAGAGAUGUUCUCACCACCAGAUGCCAUAUGUCCGCUCGGCCAAUGGACAGAGCUCGCUAGGAUGAAACAUCCUCGCUCGUCGCCCGCCAUUCUCACAUCCGCGGACGCUGUCUUUGUUCUUGGUAAUGCAUACGCCUUUGUUCCAGAUUGAUGCAUAUUAAAAUCUAUUGAUUUGGUUCGAUUCAGCACCUUUUUCGACCCUUUAAUACGAAGAUAGAAACAUCGAAAUAUCCGUAUCUGCUCCUGGUUGCAGGUAAUGCGACACACGCUCGUGGUUCUAUGUACAUCGGAAUAAGAGCCGGCCUACUGACCUGUCCUUUUGCUUUCCGAUUUUCAAUCCAACAUUAUUAAAUUUCUUUAAAAUUUGUAGGUAGCACUAAAGAAUUCCGAAAUACGGUUGAGGCACUCUCUGCACCCGAAGGUCCUGUUGACGUCAGCAAUGACUUGACCUCCUGGAUCUGGUCGUCAAAGGGCUCAGUGGAAGCGCUUUGCCAUGUUGUUGGAGCUGCAAAAAUUCGCACUUAA